AUGUCCCAUUGGCUUUCUUUUGCUAGAACAACCUCCCUACUAUUUCGAUCAAAGCCAAUAAGAAUAAACUUUACCAAAUCUAAAAACAAUCGUCUAUUAAUGACUCUAUCCAAAGGAACUCAAGAAAAAAUUCGCACCGCCUCCAAUGAUGGGGACUAUAUUCCGUUAAUUGCCUCUAUUGAUGUGGGGACUACCUCGUCGAGAGCCAUUCUUUUCAACAAGAUGGGCCAAGAGAUUGAAAAGCAUCAGAUAGAAUAUUCAACUUCGGCAUCGAAGGGUAAGUAUUCAGUGCUAGGUAAGAGAAGAUUUUCAGAUGAAAGUAAUGAAACAACGGAAGUACCAUCAAAUAAACCUUCCACCAUCUUUUCUGCUGAAGGUGUUACCAUUAGACAAACUCCAAAUCUGGAAAUUGAAGACUUAUUACUCAAUCAAUCAGCGUCCACCACUGCCGCUCACCUCUCGAUGUCUGGCCCUACUUUGGAAUUUCCCAAGCCGGGUUGGAUUCAGUGUAAUCCUAUGGCAUUAUUGGCUAACGUAGUUCAGUGUCUAGGUUCCACUUUAGUAUCACUAUCUGACUUGAAUAAGGAUCGUAUCAAGAAAUCAUUCCCUCCUUACAAAAUAGGUUGCAUCGGAAUUACCAACAUGAGAGAAACAACCUUAGUCUGGUCAAAAUCUACCGGGCUACCAAUUAUUAAUUAUGGUAUUGUAUGGAAUGAUACUAGAAAUUUACCUUUAAUAAGAACACUACAGGAAACUGUUUCCAAUGAAACUGCAAAGAAGAUAACUAAAAAGACUGGUCUUCCAUUAUUUUCCACUUAUUUUUCCUGCUCAAAACUGAAGUGGCUAUUGGAAAACGAACCACUUGUACAAAAGGCUUAUCAAGAGAAAGACUUGAUGUUUGGUACUGUUGAUACAUGGUUACUCUAUAACCUGACAGUUGAAAAGGCCUUUGUUUCCGAUAUUACAAAUGCAUCAAGAACUGGGUUUAUGGAUUUGAAUUCCUUGGACUACGAUGAUGAACUAUUAUCCUUUUGGAGGAUUGAUCCAAAACUUGUUCAUUUACCCAAAAUUGUUUCAUGUUCCGAAUAUUAUGGACAAUUAACUAUCCCAGAAUUUACCAAAAAUUUGUUGUCAACUGAGAUUUGGGAAGAAUUGAAUAGAUUUAAGAAUUCCAGGGUUCCAAUCCAAGGCUGCAUCGGUGAUCAAAGCGCAUCAUUAGUGGGACAGUUGGCAUUUAAGACAGGCUCUGCCAAAUGUACAUAUGGUACUGGCUGUUUCCUAUUAUAUAAUACUGGUACCGAAAAAAUGAUCUCUGAACAUGGGGCUCUAACAACACCAGCAUAUUGGUUCCCAAAUUCCACGGAACAACCUGAACCUCAUUUUGCAUUAGAGGGUUCCAUUGCAGUUGGUGGGUCUGUAGUUCAGUGGUUACGUGAUAAUUUAAGAUUAAUUCCUAAAUCGGAACAUAUUGGUCCCUUAGCAUCCAGAGUUCGUGAUUCAGGCGGUGUUGUAUUUGUCCCUGCAUUUAAUGGAUUAUUUGCUCCAUAUUGGGAUCCUGAUACAAGGGCUACAAUCAUGGGUAUCUCUCAAUCUACCACUGCAUCCCAUAUUGCUAGAGCUGCCAUUGAAGGUGUUUGUUUCCAAGUUCGAGCCAUAUUGAAGGCCAUGGGGUCUGAUGAAGUAUAUGGGGAUUCAGCCUACGAGAAGAAGAACUUGGCAACUUUGGCAGUUGAUGGAGGAAUGUCCAAAUCAAAUGAAGUGAUGCAAAUUCAGGCUGAUAUUUUAGGUCCUUGCAUUAAACUAAGAAGGUCACCCAUUGUUGAAUGUACUGCACUAGGUGCUGCUAUUGCUGCAAAUAUGGCAUAUAAGAAGGAAGCCGAAAGAAUCCUAUGGAAAGAUUUGAAUGACGUUAAGAAAUGGAUUAUGUAUAAUGGAUACGACAAAGAUGAAGGUAUGCCUACAAUAAUGCAUGACAAUUUAGCAGUCUUUAAAAGCAGUAUUGAUGAUGCGGAAAGAAGGAAGCAUUGGAAAUUAUGGCAAGUCGCUGUAAAGAGAUCCAGAGGAUGGUUAACAGACGUUGAUGGGGAACACGAGGACGUCCUAGAACCAUAA
This is a messenger RNA of Naumovozyma castellii, 2112 nucleotides long. RefSeq names its product glycerol kinase (gene GUT1). The record is from RefSeq and is a predicted model, not a curated record. Lineage: Eukaryota; Fungi; Ascomycota; Saccharomycetes; Saccharomycetales; Saccharomycetaceae. The transcript has a single exon. The coding region runs from base 1 to 2112 and encodes 703 amino acids.